This is a messenger RNA of Capsicum annuum, 1382 nucleotides long. RefSeq lists its product as uncharacterized. The coding region runs from base 254 to 1036 and encodes 260 amino acids. The record is from RefSeq and is a predicted model, not a curated record. NCBI's taxonomy places the organism in Eukaryota, Viridiplantae, Streptophyta, Magnoliopsida, Solanales, Solanaceae. The transcript has 4 exons.
CAAAAUAAUAUUAUAGUAUGACCAAAGUCCGAAAAACGCGGCCAUAAACCAAAAUCCCCUUACAUUACAUGCAUGUAAUCCUCCGAUACUGUAGUUAAUCUAUGUAGACUUUUUCCGAAGGACUAAGUUCCAAAUACGCCUCUACAGCUACCACCCCUUUCAACAAACAAGCAAAAUUCAACUUCAUUUUUUUUUAUUUUUUAUUUUUUGGCUUUGUGGAAAUCGCUUCACUGUAUAUGAACAAGCAACAAAGAUGCCAGGGCCAGGACCACACAUGAUGUACACAUUGGGUUCAGGAAUAGGACUCAUGAGUGUAUCUAAUGGCCGUUUUAGUCCUCAUCACUGUCUUACUUAUUCCAUCAAUGCUUUCUUUGGACCCGAUAUUGGAUCUUUUUCUGAGUGGCUUACUUCUACACUUGGUUUAGGGAGUGCUUUGGGUUAUGCAAUUGAGCCAUGGAUUCAUGAUCCGUUUUAUUAUAUGCUUAUUCUUGGUAUACCUAUGUCUAUGAUUUAUAGCUCGGUUUCUAACUUUCUUCUCAAGAAGGGAUUUCUUGAUUCUGUUUCUGGGUCGCCGCUUACGAGGAAGCAGUGUCUUUUCCUGGUGGCUGCUGGUUCUUUAUCACAUUUUUUCUUGGACCAUUUGUUUGAGGAAAAUGGGAAGUCUACUAUGUACACUUGGAUAUUGAGCACAGGUUGGUGGGAAGGUCGCGCACCAAUCAAUCCAGACGCUGUUGUUGUGGUUUGCGUUUUAUGUUGCUUCUUGAUCGCUGAUUUUAUUUACAUCAACAGAGUGAAGCCACUGAAACUGCUCAAGUUACGGGUUAUCAACUCUGUCAAGCUGAUGUUGGUAAUUGCUUCCUUAUAUUGCUUAUGGUGUGCAACCCAAAUAUACUUGGUUCGUCCUCGUCGGCCAGCUGUUGGUGAAGAGGCUGAUCUCGGAGUUCUUGUGUUUAUGGGAAUAUAUUUUUUCCUCCCUCACUGGCUGUGCAUUCUGUCCAUGAACUCAAGAGAUCCCCAAGAACUUAUGCCCUUAUGACUAGAUGAAAAUCAUAGUGACUAGUGACACACAAUAUCUCAAGGCUAAAAUUGAUUAAAGCACUUGUCAGCAACAUUUUGUAGAGGGAGCUGAACUAGUCGAUGCUCGCCCGGUUCGUUGCAGCUGCUGGUACUCUAAGGUUACCUGGCAUCAGCUAGGGGCAUAAACUCACCUUGAUUUACUGGCUCCACAAGGUCAAAAAGUGUAGAGAUUGUGAUUUUGGAGCUGCAUUUUUUCUUCUUGGUGUUGUAGAUUGAACUGUAUGGUAGGUCCUAGUAAAGUACUAUUCCAAAAAAACAUAGGUGUUGCAGGUUUUGUUGAUCAAAAAAUUUAUAGCUCAUAUUUA